ACGCUCUUUUAAUUACCCAAUAAUUCAAGAAAGACCAACACAGAUGUCCAGUGUCUGCUGUUGCACAGUUCAAAUCAGACCCCGAUGACACAAUGUUAAGAUUUAUGUCCUUUUCCAGACAGAAAUACAUUCAGACGGUUAGGGUAUAGUCAGUUGUCGCACCUAAAUUGAGCAUCCUAACCGGAAGUCCUGCAUUUCCUGAUUUCCGUUAACUUGACAAAGAAGCAGCGAGGUGAAAACCAAGCAGAGGAGCGAAACAUGGCGACGGGGAACAAUCCGAGGAAAUUUAGCGAGAAAAUCGCUCUACAUAACCAGAAGCAGGCGGAGGAGACGGCGGCCUUUGAGGAGGUGAUGAAGGACCUAAGCAUUACACGAGCAGCGAGGCUGCAGCUGCAGAAGACUCAGUAUCUGCAGCUGGGACCAAACAGAGGACAGUACUACGGAGGAUCUUUGCCAAAUGUCAAUCAAAUUGGGAACAGUAGCAUGGAUGUGACCUUCGAGAAAUCAGGGCUGGAUAUGAACAAAUUGACCCGACAUCAUGGGUUAGUGGAGAGAGUGUACCGCGACCGGAACCGCAUAACGUCACCGCAUCGGAAACCCCUGUCUGUCGACAAACAUGGACGCCAUAUUGACAGCUGUCCAUAUGGCUCAGUGUAUCUGUCACCACCACCAGACACCAGCUGGAGGAGAACCAACUCUGAUUCAGCGCUGCACCAGAGCACACUGACCCCUGCUGACCAGGCCACCUUCACCGGAGGAUCCCAGGAGCUGCAGCCAAAACGAGUUUUCCUGCUUGCUGUACCUGAUUCAGAAGCAAUUAAGCAAGAGGCUGAUGAAAAUGAACAAGAACUGAAAUGGGACUGCAAAAAGAACACGUCGAAGUCCAAGCCCUGCAAAGUUCCCGGGAUUCACAUAUUUCCAUCUCCGGACCAGCAGCUGACCACACCGCUCAAACCAGCAGCCCACAACACUGGCGGAUCUCUGCCUGACUUGACCAACAUCCAGUUCCCUCCUCCACUGCCCACUCCGCUCGACGCGGACGAUUCAGCCUCCGCCUCGUUCAGCGCCUCCAGCAGCACACAGACCCUGGCAAACUCACAAGCAGUGAAUACAUCUCAGCCCACGUUAUCAAUGGAAAUGGAGUCAGGCCAGGACAACAUGGUGCCUCUCAUCCUGAACACAGGAGACUCCCACCAGCAGCAGAGCAAUCAGCUCUCUCCCACCUCUCCACCUCUCAGUCUCUCUCAGGCAGCCAUCAACGCCAUGAACCUGGAGCAGCAGCUGUCUCAGUACGCUUUCUUCAGUCAGCAGCAAACGCCUCAGACCCUACAGAACCAACAGCAGACAGGCCUGGUCCAGCUGCCGUCCUCCAUGAACUCCUUCCCCACGUUAGACCACCACGCGUCCUCCCAGACAAACGUGACCAUGGACAUGAACACGGCCUCCUCCCUCCAACAGUACCGCAGUAGGGUCGGGUCCUCGGCCAAUCAGUCUCCAACCUCCCCCGUCUCCAAUCAAGGCUUCUCUCCCGGAGGUUCUCCUCAACAUAACGCCAUCCUUGGCAGCGUCUUUGCGGACUUCUACGACCAGCAGCUGCCGUCGCUCCAGGCCAGUGCUCUGUCACAACAGUUGGAGCAGUUCAACAUGCUUGAAACUCCCAUCAGCCCUGACCAGACCUCCACCCUCAACUACUCCCAGGCUGUGAUGAUCGGUUUGACUGGUGGACACUGCAGCCUCCCAGACUCACAGCAGCUGAGCUACAGCAGCCAUGGAAACAUCCCUAACAUCAUUCUCACAGUGAGUGGAGAGUCUCCACCCGGUCUACCAAAGGACCUGACGUCCACACUCUCCACAGAUGUCAGCUUUGACAUAGACUCUCAGUUCCCACUGGAUGAUCUCAAAAUUGACCCACUGACUCUGGACGGCCUACACAUGCUCAAUGAUCCAGACAUGGUCCUCGCCGACCCGGCCACAGAGGACGCGUUCCGCCUGGACAGGCUCUAACCCUCACUUCUCCACAUGCUCCUGCACAGGUGCGUGAAAGCUGCCGCUGUGGGAUAGAGGGAUAGACGGGUUAAAGGUGGUGUCACUGGAGAUGAUAAAAGUAGGAGAAAUGUUGCGGUGCACGAUGGUCACGGUCUUUACUGCUCGGCAAUGAUUCCACACUAAGCAAUUAUGCCUCAGAAGAGAAGAAAAAAUGUUUAAAAAAUGAAGAGUCUUUGAAGACUGAUGCCAGCCUCUGACCCCCGUUGUUGUGAACCUUUUCUGUGGUUCAAAAAUCAAAUUUUAAUUUAUGUCAGAAAAUGAAACUUACUUUACAGUGGGAGUUUGAUGGAGUAGUGAGCAGAUGAGCUCGACUGACUCAGAGGAAGAAAUCUGUCAAGUCAAACAUUCAACACAGACAUUGGUUUUCCUCUAAUUCCUUUGCGGUUCGUUUUACAGCCAAAGUAAAAUCCCAUUUGAUUUGAGAGCCGACGAUGAUGAGUCAUAAGUUUCUGCUAUUCUGCCAGGUUAUUUUUGGGAAAUGCUGAAUCUUGU
Messenger RNA from Cynoglossus semilaevis (tongue sole), 2538 nucleotides. It is a transcript of the gene crtc1a, whose product is annotated as CREB regulated transcription coactivator 1a. The record is from RefSeq and is a predicted model, not a curated record. Lineage: Eukaryota; Metazoa; Chordata; Actinopteri; Pleuronectiformes; Cynoglossidae. The transcript is spliced from 15 exons. The coding region runs from base 259 to 2004 and encodes 581 amino acids. Gene Ontology annotation, biological process: protein homotetramerization; positive regulation of transcription by RNA polymerase II. Gene Ontology annotation, cellular component: nucleus; cytoplasm. Gene Ontology annotation, molecular function: cAMP response element binding protein binding.